Molecule: messenger RNA, 12556 nt
Organism: Hemibagrus wyckioides
Lineage: Eukaryota; Metazoa; Chordata; Actinopteri; Siluriformes; Bagridae
Product: serine-rich adhesin for platelets-like
Exons: 18
Coding region: 222-11564 (3780 amino acids)
Source: RefSeq, a predicted model, not a curated record
AACAAAAAAGGUUACUGACUCUGAUGACACGGAGCCUAUAAAAGUCGAGACAUGCAUUACUUUAGAAGGCUGAAUACUGGAACUAUAACACUGACCAGAAACAGAGGAUUUUAAUUUAUAAAAACUGAAUAAUAGAACUGUAACUUAUCUGUUGCUGAGUUUAAAGAGAGACUAUUACUGAAUAUUACAGAGCAACAGGGUAUUAUUUGAAAACAGUCAGGAUGAAAAGAAAAGAAUUGAUCAUGUUGACGAUAGGUAUCCUUCUGAGAGCUGUAAGUGGAGAAAGCUACACUUCUGCAACAUCACCAACUGUUCCAGCUGAAACAAUUACAGAAACAUUAGAAACCCUAACAACUCUUAGUGAAAUAUCAGAAUCCACAGUUGUCACAUUUUUCACAUCACCAAGUUCUUCAGAUGGAACAACUGGAGGAACGACACUGGAAACCCUAACUAGUCUUAGUGAAACAUCAGAAUCCACAGUUGUCACAUUUUUCACAUCACCAAGUUCUUCUGCUGGAACAACAGCAGGAACGACACUGGAAACCCCAAAAUGUACAAGUGAAACAUCACAAUCUACAGUUGUUGCAACUUCAACAUCACCAAGUUCUUCUGAUGGAACAACUGCAGAAACAACACUGGAAACCCCAAAAUGUACAAGUGAAACAUCACAAUCUACAGUUGUUGCAACUUCAACAUCACCAAGUUCUUCUGAUGGAACAACUGCAGAAACAACACUGGAAACCCCAACUAGUCCAAGUGAAACAUCAGAAUCCACAAUUGUCACAUCUUCAACACCACCAACUACUUCUGAUGGAACAACUGCAGGAACGACGCUGGAAACCCCAACUACUCUUAGUGAAACAUCACAAUCCACAGUUGUCACAUCUUCAUCAUCACCAAGUUCCUCUGAUGGAACAACUGCAGGAACGACACUGGAAACCCCAAAAAGUACAAGUGAAACAUCACAAUAUACAGUUGUUGCAACUUCAACAUCACCAAGUUCUUCUGAUGGAACAACUGCAGAAACGACAAUAGAAACCCCAACUAGUCUAAGUGAAACAUCAGAAUCCACAAUUGUCACAUCUUCAACACCACCAACUUCUUCUGCUGGAACAACUGCAGGCACGACACUGGGAAUCUCAACAACUCUUAGUGAAACAUCAGAAUCCACAGCUGUCACAUCCUCAACAUCACCAACUUCUUCUGCUGGAACAACAGCAGGAACGACACUGGGAACCACACCUACUCCUGGUGAAACAUCAGAAUCCACAGUUGUCACAUCUUCAACAUCACAAACUUCUUCUGCUGAAACAACAGCAGGAACGACACUGGGAUCCCCAACUACUCUUAGUGAAACAUCAGAAUCCACAGUUGAAACAUCUUCAACAUCACAAACUUCUUCUACUGGAACAACUGCAGGAACGACAAUGGGAACCCCAACUACUCUUAGUGAAACCUCAGAAUCCACAGUUGUCACAUCUUCAACAUCACCAACUUCUUCUGCUGGAACAACUGCAGAAACAACACUGGAAACCCCAACUAGUCCAAGUGAAACAUCAGAAUCCACAAUUGUCACAUCUUCAACACCACCAACUACUUCUGCUGGAACAACUGCAGGAAUGACACUGGAAACCCCAACUACUCUUAGUGAAACAUCAGAAUCCACAGUUGUCACAUCUUCAACAUCACAAACUUCUUCUGCUGGAACAACUGCAGGAACGACACUGGAAACCCCAACUACUCUUAGUGAAACAUCAGAAUCCACAGUUGUCACAUCUUCAACAUCACAAACUUCUUCUCCUGGAACAACUGCAGGAACGACACUGGAAACCCCAACUACUCUUAGUGAAACAUCAGAAUCCACAGUUGUCACAUCUUCAACAUCACAAACUUCUUCUGCUGGAACAACUGCAGGAACGACACUGGGAACCCCAACUACUCUUAGUGAAACAUCAGAAUCCACAGUUGAAACAUCAACAUCACAAACUUCUUCUGCUGGAACAACUGCAGGAACGACACUGGAAACCCCAACUACUCUUAGUGAAACAUCAGAAUCCACAGUUGUCACAUCUUCAACAUCACAAACUUCUUCUGCUGGAACAACUGCAGGAACGACACUGGAAACCCCAACUACUCUUAGUGAAACAUCAGAAUCCACAGUUGUCACAUCUUCAACAUCACAAACUUCUUCUGCUGGAACAACUGCAGGAACGACACUGGAAACCCCAACUACUCUUAGUGAAACAUCAGAAUCCACAGUUGUCACAUCUUCAACAUCACAAACUUCUUCUCCUGGAACAACUGCAGGAACGACACUGGAAACCCCAACUACUCUUAGUGAAACAUCAGAAUCCACAGUUGAAACAUCAACAUCACAAACUUCUUCUGCUGGAACAACUGCAGGAACGACACUGGGAACCCCAACUACUCUUAGUGAAACAUCAGAAUCCACAGUUGAAACAUCAACAUCACAAACUUCUUCUGCUGGAACAACUGCAGGAACGACACUGGGAACCCCAACUACUCUUAGUGAAACACCAGUAUCCACAGCUGUCACAUCUACAAUAUCACCAACUUCUUCUGCUGGAACAACUGCAGGAUCAACUGCAGGAUCAACUGCAGGAACAACUGCACAAAUGACACUGGGAACCUCAACUGAUGUUAGCCAUGCAUCAACUGGAUCAACUGCUGUUACUGAAACAUCAAUGACUAUAGCAGACACGACAGAAACCCCAUCAAGAUCAACUACAGACAUUAGUGUUACACCAACAUCUACAGAACUAUCAUCAACUACAAGUCCUGCCUUGGUAACAUCAAUCAGUGCUAGUACAGUUGCAUCACAACCUCCAUCUACUUCAGUUACCCCUACAAGCUCUGGCCCACUUUUCUUAAUGCAAAUUAAAUUUAUCACAGAAGAAGCAUUUAAUAAUGACUUAUUAAACUCAUCUUCAUCUGCCUACAAUGACCGUGCAACUCGCAUAAAAAAUGAGUUUACAGUAAUUCUUCAGGUCAGAUUCCCUAACUUCAGGAUACUGUUAGUACUUAGAUUCAGCUCUGGGUCAACUGUUUCAUAUGUUGACUUAUUCUUUGCUGAAAGUCUGCCUCCUGAUUCUUCAGUUAUUAAUGCAUUGAUGAAUGCAAAUACAAGCUUUCAAAUUACAGGCGUCUUUGUAAUUGGAGCUUCAACUGAAUCACCCCCAAUGACUUCAACACAGACUGCAACAACUGCAGCUACAACAGACAUCACAACAGAAGUUUUAACUAGCACCAGCUCUACUACAGCUGCUGUCUCAGAAACAUCAACUACCCUGUUGACUACAGAGAGUACAAUACAAAUGUCAACAAGCGUAAGAUCUGAAACAGAAUCCACCACAGUUAUCACAAUAGAAACCUCCACAGUUGCUACAUCAGAACCAGCAUCUAGCACUAUUUCAAGAUCAACUACAGGUGUCACACCAGAAUCCACCACAUCUGUUACAUCAGAACCAGCAUCUAGUACUGUUUCAAGAUCAACUACAGGUAUCACACCAGAACCAGCAUCUAGCACUCUACCAAGCUCAACUACAGGAGUCACACUGGAAACCUCUACAGUUGCUACAUCAGAACCAGCAUCUAGCACUGCUUCAAGAUCAUCUACAGGUGUCACAUCAGAACCAGCAUCUAGCACUCUACCAAGCUCAUCUACAGGCAUCACACUGGAAACAUCAACAGUUAUUACAUCAGCACCAGCAUCUAGCACUCUUUCAGGAUCAACUACAAGCAUCACACCAGAAACCCCAACAGUUAUAACAUCACAACCAGCAUCUACCACUCUUUCAAGCUCAACUACAGGUGUUACACCAGAAUCCUCCACAUCUGUUACAUCAGAACCAGCAUCUAGCACUCUUUCAAGCUCAACUACAGGCAUCACACUGGAAACCUCCACAGUGGUUACAUCAGAACCAGCAUCUAGCACUCUUUCAGGAUCAACCACAGGCAUCACACUGGAAACCUCAACAAGUGUCACAUCAGAACCUGCGACUAGCACUCUUUCAGGAUCAACCACAGGCAUCACACUGGAAACAUCUACAGAUGUCACAUCAGAACCAGCAUCUAGCACUCUUUCAGGAUCAACCACAGGAAUCACACCAGAAACCUCAACAGGUGUCACAUCAGAACCAGCAUCUAGCACUCUUUCAAGCUCAACUUCAGGCAUCACACUGGAAACCUCAACAAGUAUCACAUCAGAACCAGCAACAAGCACUAUUUCAGGAUCAACCACAGACAGCACACUGGAAACAUCAACAGGUGUCACAUCAGAGCCAGCAUCUAGCACUCUUUCAAGCUCAUCUACAGGUGUUACAUCAGAACCAGCAUCUAGCACCUUUUCAAGCUCAUCUACAGGUGUCACAUCAGGACCAGCAUCUAGCACUCUUUCAAGCUCAACUUCAGGCAUCACACUGGAAACCUCAACAAGUAUCACAUCAGAACCAGCAACAAGCACUAUUUCAGGAUCAACCACAGACAGCACACUGGAAACAUCAACAGGUGUCACAUCAGAGCCAGCAUCUAGCACCCUUUCAAGCUCAUCUACAGGUGUUACAUCAGAACCAGCAUCUAGCACUCUUUCAGGAUCAACCACAGGCAUCACACUGGAAACCUCUACAGGUGUUACAUCAGAACCAGCAUCUAGCACUCUUUCAGGAUCAACCACAGGCAUCACACUGGAAACCUCUACAGGUUUUACAUCAAAACCAGCAUCUAGCACUCUUUCAGGACCAACUACAGGCAUCACACUGGAAACCUCAACAAGUGUCACAUCAGAACCAGCAACUAGCACUGUUUCACGAUCAACCACAAGCAUCACACCGGAAACAUCAACAGGUGUCAUAUCAGAACCAGCAUCUAGCACUCUUUCAAGCUCAACUACAGGCAUCACACCAGAAACCUCUACAGGUGUCACAUCAGAACCAGCAUCUAGCACCCUUUCAGGAUCAACUACAGCCGUCACACUAGACACCUCAACAGGUGUCACAUCAGAGCCAGCACCUAGCACUCUUUCAAGAUCAACUACAGCCAUCACACCGGAAACAUCGACAGGUGUCACAUCAGGACCAUCAUCUAGCACUCUUUCAAGCUCAACUACAGGCGUCACACCAGAAACCUCUACAGGUGUCAUAUCAGAACCAGCAUCUAGCACUCUUUCGGGAUCAACUACAGCCAUCACACCAGAAACCUCAACAGGUGUCACAUCAGAGCCAGCAUCUAGCACUCUUUCAAGAUCAACCACAGGCAUCACACCGGAAACAUCAACAGGUGUCACAUCGGGACCAUCAUCUAGCACUCUUUCAAGCUCAACUACAGGCGUCACACCAGAAACCUCAACAGGUGUCACAUCAGAGCCAGCAUCUAGCACUCUUUCAAGCUCAACUACAGGCAUCACACCAGAAACCUCUACAGGUGUCACAUCAGAACCAGCAUCUAGCACUCUUUCAAGAUCAACUACAGUCAUCACACCAGAAACCUCAACAAGUGUCACAUCAGAGCCAGCAUCUAGCACUCUUUCAGGAUCAACCACAGGUGUCACACUAGAAACAUCAACAGGUGUCACAUCAGGACCAUCAUCUAGCACUCUUUCAAGAUCAACUACAGUCAUCACACCAGAAACCUCAACAAGUGUCACAUCAGAGCCAGCAUCUAGCACUCUUUCAAGAUCAACUACAGCCAUCACACCAGAAACCUCAACAGGUGUCACAUCAGAGCCAGCAUCUAGCACUCUUUCAGGAUCAACCACAGGCAUCACACCGGAAACAUCAACAGGUGUCACAUCAGGACCAGCAUCUACCACUCUUUCAAGCUCAACUACAGGUGUCACAUCAGAGCCAGCAUCUAGCACUCUUUCAAGAUCAACUACAGGCAUCACACCAGAAACCUCAACAGGUGUCACAUCAGAGCCAGCAUCUAGCACUCUUUCAAGCUCAACUACAGGCAUCACACCAGAAACCUCUACAGGUGUCACAUCAGAGCCAGCAUCUAGCACUCUUUCAAGAUCAACUACAGCUGUCACGCCAGAAACCUCAACAGGUGUCACAUCAGAGCCAGCAUCUAGCACUCUUUCAAGAUCAACUACAGCCAUCACACCAGAAACCUCAACAGGUGUCACAUCAGAGCCAGCAUCUAGCACUCUUUCAGGAUCAACCACAGGCAUCACACCGGAAACAUCAACAGGUGUCACAUCAGGACCAGCAUCUAGCACUCUUUCAGGAUCAACCACAGGCAUCACACCGGAAACAUCAACAGGUGUCACAUCAGGACCAGCAUCUACCACUCUUUCAAGCUCAACUACAGGUGUCACAUCAGAGCCAGCAUCUAGCACUCUUUCAAGAUCAACUACAGCUGUCACACCAGAAACCUCAACAGGUGUCACAUCAGAGCCAGCAUCUAGCACUCUUUCAAGCUCAACUACAGGCAUCACACCAGAAACCUCUACAGGUGUCACAUCAGAGCCAGCAUCUAGCACUCUUUCAAGAUCAACUACAGGCAUCACACCAGAAACCUCUACAGGUGUCACAUCAGAGCCAGCAUCUAGCACUCUUUCAAGAUCAACCACAGGCAUCACACCGGAAACAUCAACAGGUGUCACAUCAGAGCCAGCAUCUAGCACUCUUUCAAGAUCAACUACAGCUGUCACGCCAGAAACCUCAACAGGUGUCACAUCAGAGCCAGCAUCUAGCACUCUUUCAAGAUCAACUACAGCCGUCACACCAGAAACCUCAACAGGUGUCACAUCAGAGCCAGCAUCUAGCACUCUUUCAGGAUCAACCACAGGCAUCACACCGGAAACAUCAACAGGUGUCACAUCAGGACCAGCAUCUACCACUCUUUCAAGCUCAACUACAGGUGUCACAUCAGAGCCAGCAUCUAGCACUCUUUCAAGAUCAACUACAGCUGUCACACCAGAAACCUCAACAGGUGUCACAUCAGAACCAGCAUCUAGCACUCUUUCAAGAUCAACUACAGCUGUCACACCAGAAACCUCAACAGGUGUCACAUCAGAGCCAGCAUCUAGCACUCUUUCAAGCUCAACUACAGGCAUCACACCAGAAACCUCUACAGGUGUCACAUCAGAGCCAGCAUCUAGCACUCUUUCAAGAUCAACUACAGGCAUCACACCAGAAACCUCUACAGGUGUCACAUCAGAGCCAGCAUCUAGCACUCUUUCAAGAUCAACUACAGGCAUCACACCAGAAACCUCAACAGGUGUCACAUCAGAGCCAGCAUCUAGCACUCUUUCAAGAUCAACUACAGGCAUCACACCGGAAACAUCAACAGGUGUCACAUCAGGACCAGCAUCUACCACUCUUUCAAGCUCAACUACAGGUGUCACAUCAGAGCCAGCAUCUAGCACUCUUUCAAGAUCAACUACAGCUGUCACACCAGAAACCUCAACAGGUGUCACAUCAGAGCCAGCAUCUAGCACUCUUUCAAGCUCAACUACAGGCAUCACACCAGAAACCUCUACAGGUGUCACAUCAGAACCAGCAUCUAGCACUCUUUCAAGAUCAACUACAGCUGUCACACCAGAAACCUCAACAGGUGUCACAUCAGAGCCAGCAUCUAGCACUCUUUCAAGCUCAACUACAGGCAUCACACCAGAAACCUCAACAGGUGUCACAUCAGAGCCAGCAUCUAGCACUCUUUCAAGAUCAACUACAGUCAUUACACCAGAAACCUCUACAGGUGUCACAUCAGAGCCAGCAUCUAGCACUCUUUCAAGAUCAACUACAGUCAUCACACCAGAAACCUCAACAGGUGUCACAUCAGAGCCAGCAUCUAGCACUCUUUCAAGAUCAACUACAGUCAUCACACCAGAAACCUCAACAGGUGUCACAUCAGAGCCAGCAUCUAGCACUCUUUCAGGAUCAACCACAGGCAUCACACCGGAAACAUCAACAGGUGUCACAUCAGGACCAGCAUCUACCACUCUUUCAAGCUCAACUACAGCUGUCACACCAGAAACCUCAACAGGUGUCACAUCACAGCCAGCACCUAGCACUCUUUCAAGAUCAACUACAGCUGUCACACCAGAAACCUCAACAGGUGUCACAUCACAGCCAGCACCUAGCACUCUUUCAAGAUCAACUACAGCUGUCACACCAGAAACCUCAACAGGUGUCACAUCACAGCCAGCACCUAGCACUCUUUCAAGAUCAACUACAGCUGUCACACCAUUAACCUCAACAGGUGUCACAUCACAGCCAGCACCUAGCACUCUUUCAAGAUCAACUACAGCUGUCACACCAGACACCUCAACAGGUGUCACAUCACAGCCAGCAUCUAGCACUCUUUCAAGCUCAACUACAGGCAUCACACCAGAAACCUCUACAGGUGUCACAUCAGAGCCAGCAUCUAGCACUCUUUCAAGAUCAACUACAGGCAUCACACCAGAAACCUCUACAGGUGUCACAUCUCAAUCAGUGCCAAUUUCUCCAUCCACAGUAACUACAGAUAAAUUUACAACAUCAAGUGCAGCUGAUAUACGGUACAUUAGCUUUACAACAAAUGAAACAUUUGUUUCUGAACUUUCAAACUCAUCUUCACCUGCCUUCACUGACAGAAAAUCCAAAGUUAUAUCAAAGAUUACACCAAUCUUCAGGGAGAACUAUAAGAACUUCCAAAAUCUAACUGUGAUUAGGUUCAGGUCUGGAUCAAUCAUCUCAGAUAUGAGAUUAGAGUUCACAUAUCUUGAGGGUUAUCCCAGUAAUAAUGUUAUCAUUACCAUACUAAUGACAGCAGAUACAGGUUUUAACAUUACAAGUGCUUUUGUAACUUAUUUUGCUACUACUACGACUACUUUUCCAACCACUACACCGACAACCAACAUUACCACCACAGCAGCACAACCAACAAACUCUACUUCCACCACAGCAGCACAACUAACAAACGCUACUUCCUCCACAACAGCAACUCAAACAAACACUAGUACCACCACAACAAUAGCACAACCAACAAACACUACUACCACUACAACAGCACCUCAAACAAACACUAGUACCACUACAACAGCACCUCAAACAAACACUACUACCACCACAACAAUAGCACAACCAACAAACACUACUACUACCACAACAGCAACUCAAACAAACAGUAGUACCACCACAACAAUAGCACCUCAAACAAACAUCACUACCACCACAACAGCAACUCAAACAAACACUACUACCACCACAACAACAGCACCUCAAACAAACAUCACUACCACCACAACAGCAACUCAAACAAACACUACUACCACCACAACAACAGCACCUCAAACAAACACUAGUACCACCACAACAAUAGCACCUCAAACAAACAUCACUACCACCACAACAGCAACUCAAACAAACACUACUACCACCACAACAAUAGCACAACCAACAAACACUACUACCACCACAACAGCACCUCAAACAAACACUAGUACCACCACAACAAUAGCACCUCAAACAAACAUCACUACCACCACAACAGCAACUCAAACAAACACUACUACCACCACAACAAUAGCACAACCAACAAACACUACUACCACCACAACAAUAGCACAACCAACAAACACUACUUCCACCACAACAAUAGCACAACCAGCAAACACUACUACCACCACAACAGCACCUCAAACAAACACUACUACCACCACAACAAUAGCACCUCAAACAAACACUACUACCACCACAACAAUAGCACAACCAGCAAACACUACUACCACCACAACAAUAGCACAACCAACAAACACUACUACCACCACAACAGCACCUCAAACAAACACUACUACCACCACAACAAUAGCACAACCAACAAACACUACUACCACCACAACAGCACCUCAAACAAACACUACUACCACCACAACAAUAGCACAACCAACAAACACUACUACCACCACAACAGCACCUCAAACAAACACUACUACCACCACAACAAUAGCACAACCAAAAAACACUACUACCACCACAACAGUAGCACAACCAGCAAACACUACUACCACCACAACAGCACCUCAAACAAACACUACUACCACCACAACAAUAGCACAACCAAAAAACACUACUACCACCACAACAAUAGCACAACCAGCAAACACUACUACCACCACAACAAUAGCACAACCAACAAACACUACUACCACCACAACAGCACCUCAAACAAACACUACUACCACCACAACAAUAGCACAACCAACAAACACUACUACCACAACAAUAGCACAACCAACAAACACUACUACCACCACAACAGCACCUCAAACAAACACUACUACCACCACAACAAUAGCACAACCAACAAACACUACUACCACCACAACAGCACCUCAAACAAACACUACUACCACCACAACAACAGCACCUCAAACAAACACUACUACCACCACAACAGCACCUCAAACAAACACUACUACCACCACAACAGCACCUCAAACAAACACUACUACCACCACAACAAUAGCACAACCAACAAACACUACUACCACCACAACAGCACCUCAAACAAACACUACUACCACCACAACAGCACCUCAAACAAACACUACUACCACCACAACAGCACCUCAAACAAACACUACUACCACCACAACAAUAGCACAAUCAACAAACACUACUACCACCACAGCAACACAACAAACAAACACUACUACCACCACAACACUUAAAACUACUACAACACCAAAACCAACAACCACAACAACACCUCCAACAACAGCAGCAGCAACAACAACAGUUGCACCAACCCGUCCACCACCAUCUGUUGAGAUGAGUGUUGGUAUCAAGUAUACAUAUGUUGAGGAACUUAAUAAUCCUAACAGCAAGGAAUUCAAACAACUGGCUGAGAUUGUGGCUGUAGUGUUGGAACAAAUCUAUAGAAAUAUAUAUGGACCUAGGUUCCUCCGGGCCAUUAUCCUAGCCUUCAGACCUUUGACCAAACGUGCAGGUGAUAAUACCCAAGCAGACGUCCAGCUGAUAUUCAAUGAGAACACCAUAAUACCAAUACCAACUGGUGAAGAAGUAGUGAGUGUUCUGAAAGAUGUUGCAAUAAAUAACAACACAUUCGUUGUGCAAUUUGAUCCCACUGAAAUCACUCUCAUCAAUGAGCCAUACAAAAUCGAUGUGCAGUUCCGAACAAAUGGCACUUUCACAGAACAACUCUCAAACACGACCUCAGCUUUAUUUAUAAACAGAACAAUCAUGAUUAAAAAUGGACUUAGCCCUUUUUUCAUUGCUGACUUCCCUACUACAUUUAGCCUCUUAACCAUGUCAAACUACAGCAACGGCACUGCUACAUCUGGAAAAGCAGCUAAUGAUUCAAUUCUGAGCUUCAUGGAAUUGGAUUAUGCCAGAUCAGGUGGAAGUCCCAACAUCACCCAAAUUGCACAAACUAUAAUUCGAGCAGCCAAAAACGACACCCUUCCAUUCCAGAUCUUCCUCAAUGAAAUUAUAGUGAAUGGCACAUUAUUCUCAUCGAGCGAUGUCAGCAGCAAGAUCAGUGUGCUCAUGGCAUGCUUCAUGGUAGCUGUGUCGCUUCUGUUCACACGGUACAGCUGAUGCUAAACCACAUCCUCUGCUCAGAAUGAGAACCAUCACCAGGUUUUAAACUCUUUACAGUAUAAAUGAAAUGAAUAUACAUGUAUAAAAUACACAGUGACAGUUUGUCAGCAUGCUUGUAUGAUAGGGUUUGGUUAGUAUAGCUUUAAUUAUUAUGAAUUUCUAUUGUUGUUGGUCCUAUUGUCUAUUAUGUUGGUGAUGGGCCUUUUGUUAAUGAUUCUAUAUAAAUCCUGCCGGCAAGCAUGAAGGAAUUUCUUUGUCAUGCUUAAACAUGAUAAGCUAAAAAGGCAACAAUGCUAUGGUGUAUUACAUUUUGUGUAUUAUUUUAGAACUAAUUUAUCGUUUUUUUGUGCCUUUUGCCAGGAAAUGUAUCUGAAAUAAGUGUUACAGGUUUGCAAAUUAGUAUUUUAGAUUUCUAUAAGACACAUAAUAAUGCUUCAUGUUAAACCCAGUAUGCAUAUAGUGCAUAGUAAGUCGUUUAACUAGUUUGAAUACCGGUCUAACAGUGUUUAAUCUGGCAUGCUUCCCAACAACUUUGUGUGACAAAGACAAUUUUAUUUUCACAUGUUCUAUGAUGUAAUAUAGCAGUUAAUAGACUAGAACUAUUAUUAUUUAUGUUUGAUUUAUCUAAACUUGUGCACUUUUUGUUCUCCAAUGCACUCAGCACUAUGUAUUUAUUUACUAAAAUGGGUAUCUAGCUCCAAGGACUAUGUAUUUAUUGAGAUAAUUUAAUAUAUUCAACUAUGUAUAUGCUAUAAUAUUCGUUGCAUUAAUUGUAGCACUUCAUAUUUAUAAAUGUACAACUCAGUGUCCAAUAAACUCAUGGGAAGCUGCACCAAUAACCUUUUUCUAAUAAUUUUUUAUUGCUAAAAUUGAUUGUUAACUGUUUCAUUAAUGUGGUUAGGCUUCAGAAAAGGAAUCAGCAGUAUUACAAUUCUAUCAUAUAAUUUUAAUUUUCUCUCUUUCAAAGACUCAUAUCUCAGAGAUAACUU